This is a messenger RNA of Brassica rapa (field mustard), 11925 nucleotides long. Its product is annotated as early nodulin-like protein 3. The record is from RefSeq and is a predicted model, not a curated record. Gene Ontology annotation, molecular function: electron transfer activity. Lineage: Eukaryota; Viridiplantae; Streptophyta; Magnoliopsida; Brassicales; Brassicaceae. Gene Ontology annotation, cellular component: plasma membrane.
AUAUCUUCUAUUAUUAUAUCUCCCUUUCUAACAUGUUCAAUUAAAAUGUUUUUGGUAAAAAGAAAAUAACAGCUUUAAAAAUAUAAUUUUAAAAAGUGAAAAAAAAAAUCUCAAAUGUACAUACUUCAUUUUAAUAUUUUUAAAGUUAAUCAACAAUAUAUUCUUUUUUCUCUCUUCAUAGAUAUCAUAUAUACAUUUUUGUAAUAUCAUUUUUUAAAAAAAUUUAGUAAGAUAAGAUAAACAUAAUGCAAUUUUUUAAUUAUCUUUUUUUCUUUCAAAGCCGAAAUAACAUUUUAUUUGAAGUUAUGUAACAUUUCAUUUUAUAGAAAAGAAAUUAUAAAAAAUCGAUAUUUCAUAUUUAUCAUGCGUCACACUUUCUUGUUUUACUCAGUCAUAUCAUUUUAAUUUACCUUAUAAUUACACGUUUUAAUUAUAUAUUAAUUUUUACACGGUUAUAUACAGCAUAUAAAGUUUGACUUAUGUUUACUAAUAUGUUUGGCCAUUUUGCCUUAUGUGGUAUAAAUCUGUAAAAGAAUUAUUUCUUUUAUAAAAUAUAUUUAAACAAAAGGGGGAUUUACCAGUGAUCGAUUUAAUAAAAUUUAAAAAGAAAAGAGCAGAUAUAUGUGACCCAUACGGUUGUGGUUUGAUUAUUAUCCAACCAACUGUUAAGGGAGAACAAGUUUAAGUUUUAUUAGUUUAUAAAAUAUUAAUUUAAAUUGUUUCCAUUCGUUAAGUUUUCUUUCUUUGUCAAAAAAAAAAAAUCUCAUGCAUGCAUUUAGGCUAUAAAUCCAUCUCUAUUCUGAUGUGGAAAAGUAUAUAUACAUUUCUGGUAACCACAAUGACUAUGAAUAUUUUUGUAAUAGGGUGUUUCAUUCGUGUUUCUUCGUUUUAAGAUGGAAAUAAAAAGAAUAAAAAAAGGAAAGGAAAAAACGUAAUGUAUAUUUGAAAAGCAAAGUCUGAACAUGAUUCUCAUUGAGAUAUCAAAACUCUAUAAAAACAUAUAUACACAGUUUUAUAGAAAUGAAGAGAGCGCAAUCGCAAAUACAAAAUAAGGUUUAGAUCUUUAAAAAAAAAAACACCUGUUGAGUUUAGGGUUUGUUAAUUGGUUAUUGUCAAAGCAAUGAGGAAUCAGAUUCGUAGGAGGGGUACAAGGAGGAAUCCGAUUCGUCGGAGGGAUACAGUGAGUGAAAUUCCAGACGAGUUGCUGUUGACGAUACUGUCUUUUCUUCCUAGUAAAGAUGUUGUAGCCACGAGUGCCAUUUCAAAACGGUGGAAGUCUCUUUGGAAGGAGGUAACGACAUUCAGAUAUGAUGAUCCAUAUCCUCUCCCUUUUAACAUGUUUGCGCUAUUCAUUAGAAGCAGAUCAAGUGUAGACAUCUUGCAGCUCAAGUUGAGCCCAGGUUUUUCGAGAACAGAUAUCAACCCUUUGGUUAAUGAUGCAGUGGCUCGCUCUUUGAGAGAACUGAGGAUAGAGAUGCUUUACAUAUCCUUUGAGUUGCCCCAAUGCUUGUAUUUCUAUCAACAACUUGAAACCCUCAUACUCCAGAAACUUAGUCUUGUGGAUAUUCCAUCUAACGUUUCUUUGAUUGGUGUCAAGAAACUCCAUAUUUUAUCGGUUAGAUUCUUAAGCGACGAAUCAGUGAUUAAGCUUCUAAGCAUAUGCCCACUUCUUGAAGACUUGGUAGUGAGAAGAAGCCUAUAUACCAAUGUGAUGAUAUUUACUAUUGAUGUUCCUACACUGAAGAAUUUAUAUAUCUACAAUUCGUGGAAGUCAAGGCCUGAAGGUGUUCAUGGGUUUGUGGUUAAUGCACCUUCUUUGAGGUGCUUCUAUAUUAAGGACAGCUUCAGCAACUAUUUACGGUUUGGUAAUAUGACGGAGCUGGUCAAGGCGAGUGUCAACAUCGUGUGUGACUAACCUGAGGACAUUCUAGGAUGUCUUGCCUCAACAAGAUAUCUCUCUCUCUGUGUUUACAGUCUCCAUAUCUUCCUCUUGCUACUUCGUUCCUCUUUCUUGACCACCUAGAGCUAUACUCAUGUCCUUCCCAGUGGUGUAAUUUACUCAAAGACGCUCCAAUACUCCGAGUUCUCAAGUUGUAUCAGAAACACUCUCAGCCCAACGACGUGACUGAUUCAUGGAACCAACCAAUUUCUGUUCCUGAAUGUUUAAUGUCCCAUCUGGAGAUCUUCGAGUGGAGACACUACAAUGGCACCGACCAAGAGAGAGAAGCUGCAAAGUACAUCCUAGGAAAUGCGAGUUGUCUAAAGAAGGCGUCAUUUUACUCAAAAUCUGCAAGGAAACAUGAUAUUCUGAAGGAGUUGGAGUCUGUGGAAAGAGGCUCAAAGACUUGCAUGCUUGUCUUUGAGUGAACGCUUCUUUUAUUAAUAACUUGGGAAUAGUAUUUUCCAUCAUAUUUCUCUUAUUUCCGUACUCAAUUAUGUGUUUCCAACUAAAUAAUCGUUUUUAUAAAUAAUUUUUUAGAAAAGGUAAAAUUUAUAUUUUCUUAUUAUUUAGUAAAAAAAUAAUUAACUCAUAGAAAUUUAAUCUUAUAUAACAGAUUUAUUCGUAAAUAUUUUGAUUCUAUCACAAUACCGAAAACGUGACCUGAAAUUCAAUGGGUACUAUUCAAAUCCUACAUUAAAAAAAAUCCGAAAACGUGACCUGAAAUUCAGUGGGUACUGUUUUCCGAAAACGUGACCUGAAAUUCAAUGGGUACUAUUCAAAUCCUACAUUUAAAAAAUUUAUGAUGUAGAUAUAUCUCUUAUUUAAGAUUUUCUUAUGAUUUAGUUAUAUUUUGCUAAUAAUUACUAAAUAAUAAAAAAAUUAAAAUUUUAUAUUGUGUAAAAAGUUAUUUUUUUAAAAACGACUAUUUUUAUUUUUUUCUAAAAACAAAUUUUACAUGUGGCAUCUUCGUUAGCAAAAUUAGUUGACGUAGCAUCCUUAUUAGUAAAAUAGAUGACAUGACAGCUGAUGUGGUUAUGGAUGUAUGAUUUUGCCAAAAAGAUAAAGAAUAUGUAUAUUAUUUGAAAUUUUCGAAAGUACAUAUAUGUUUUUGCACGAUCAUAUAAGUCAUGUAUGAAUUGGACAUAUCACAAUGUGUUGGGUAUGAAAUAGUUGUUUUCCCGUAAAAUAUAUGAUUAAAUAAAUGGUAAAUCUUCAUAAAACUAAAUAAAUGGUAACUUACCCUCAACCGAACACAAAGAAAGCUUAAAACCAUCACCAAUAAUGCAUCAUUUUGAGGAAAACAUCAAAAAAAAUGAAAGAAAACUCUAAGGGAAUAAAUAUUUUUCACAACUCCGUUUUGAUGUUAAAAUUUUAAUUUACAAUUUCGACGUACACUUUUGCAUAGCUUUUUAUAUCUAAAAAUAUUAGAUAUGUAUGUUUUAUACUUUAACAAAUUUAUUAAAAGGAAAUCAGACUCAAAAGCUUUAUACAUGUGAAAUUGUAACCACCUGCGAUAAUGAAUAUUUUGCAUUAAAAUGUGGCUUCUUAAAUAUAUAGACUCAUUCUAAACAUGUUCUUUAUGUGCUUCUACUCAAAACCGCUUUGCUGGUUACCGUACUCAAUUUUGGUUCUUUCGAAUUCAUUUGGGGAUGUAUUCAACUGAGAGUUUUAGGUGAUUUGUAUUAAAAUGAUAAUGCCACUGUUAUUCAAAUAUGAAUUUUAAAAACUCAUUUAAAAUCUACUGUUAUUGAACUUAACAUUUCGUAGAGUAUUCUAAAUCCACUGUUAUUGAAAAUAUUUUAAGUUGUGGAGUUUUAAAGUUUUCAGGUGAUUUUAGGGUGUUUGAAUGGAGUUUCUUAGUUCAAAAAAUUAAAACUCAAAUCUCAUGUUUUUAGAUUAUAUUCUAGAGUGGUUUAACAAAAAUCACCUAAAUCUCUACAUCUUAUUGAAAUCAUCUAAAACUCUAUUAAAAGUCAAAUCACCUCAAAUGUUAUAUUGAAUACACCUUGGUGUAUUUUUGAAGGCUCACCUAUGAUUCAAGUUUGUUAGUAUGUGAUAUGUUUACUAUACAAGUUUGGAAUCUGUACAACUUGUUAUUUCUGUAUAUAAUAAAUGUUUAAACAAAAGGAAUAUAUACCAGCGAUGAUCUGAUAUAUAUAAGAAAACUUAAAAAGAAAAGAGUAUAUAUAGUAUGACCCAUAUAGUUUUGGUUUGAUUAUUAUCCAACCAACUCCUAAGAGAGAACAAUUUUUAGUCCUACUAGUUUUAUUUAAAUGUUAAUUUAAACUAGAAUUCUAUCUGCACAUCCGUAUGGGGGUGUUUUAUUUUUGUAAUGAACUAAAUAUAAGAAAGGCUGUGCUUUUUAUUUUUAUAUGAUAUUAUUUGUUUAUACCGAUAUUUAAAUAAUAGCAAAUCUUUACUAUAAACAAAUCAUCUUAUGAAAAAAAUUACGGUUUUCAUUUAUCAUUUUAUAUAGUUAAUAAUAAUAUUUUUAUUUUAUAUUUGAAAGAGAUAAGAAAAUUACUUUCUAAAAAAAAAUUUAAAAUAUUUUUAAAAUAUAUAUUUAAAAAUAAUCAAUUUAAAUUUUUAUUAUCUUUAAAAAUAUAAAUAUUUUAAUAUGAUUUUAAUUUUCAUUUAUAAGAAAUAAUAAACUAAUUUUAAUAUCUAAUUAUAAUUAUGAUAAUUAAAGUUUAAAUUAAUUAAUUUCGAAAAUAAGUUUUAGAAAGGUUCUUUAUAGAUUUUGUUAGAAUUUUAUUUUAUAAUACACAUUUCAUUUCAAAUAAAAUGAUAAAGAUAAUGAAAGAUAUUAUAUUUACAUUAUGUAAAAUUUGAUAUAGUUUCUAUGGAAUGGUUUUUUUUUUUUUUUUGAACAACUGUUUCUAUGGAAUGGUCGAAACAAAAAGUCACACAUAAAAGAAUUCAUGACUUAAAUAGUAUUAGAUUGUUACCAUUAGUAAAGUUUUAUUUCUUUUCAGUCAACAUCUAAUGCAUGCAUUUAGGCUAUAAAUCCAGAUAUAUUCUAAUAACUUUUUUUAAUAUGGAAAAAUAUAUAUACAUUUCUAGUAACCACCUUGACUAUAAAUACUUCUGUAAUAGGGUGUUUUAUUCUUUUUUUCCUCGUUUUAAGAUGGAAAUAAAAAGAAUAAAAUAAGGAAAAGAAAAAAUGUAACGUAUAUUUGAAAAGUAAAGUCUGAACACGAUUCUCAUUGGGAUAUCAAAACUCUAUAAAAGCAUACAUACACAGAUUUGUAGAACAGAAGAGAGCACAAUCACAAAUACAAGAUAAGGUUUAGAUCUUUUCAAAAAAAAAAAAAAUCACCGGUUGAGUUUAGGGUUUGUUCCUUGGUGAUGAAAAUUUGGCUAUUGUCAAAGCAAUGAGGAAUCAGAAUCGUAGGAGUCCUAGGGGGGAUAAAAUCAGUGAGUUUCCAGACGAGUUGCUGUUGAAGAUACUGUUUUUUCUACCUAGUAAAGAUGUUGUAGCCACGAGUGCCAUUUCAAAACGGUGGAAGUCUCUUUGGAAGGAGGUAAAUACAUUCAGAUACGAUGCUACUCCUCCAUAUCCUCGCACUUGUCAAAUGUUUGAUCUAUUCAUUAGAAGCAGAUCAAAUGUAGAGAGCUUACAGCUCAAGCUGAACCCAAAUAACUCGAUACAGGACAUCAGAGAUUUGGUUAAUGAUGCAGCUUCUCGCUCUUUGAGAGAGCUGAGAAUAGAGAUGGUUUACAAAUCCUUUGAGUUUCCCCAAAACUUGUAUCUUUACCCACAACUUGAAACCCUCAUACUUGAGAAACUUAGUCUUGUGGAUAUUCCACCUAAUGUUUCAUUGAUUGGCCUCAAGAAACUCAACCUUUUAUCGGUUAGAUUCUCAAACGACGAGUCUGUGCAAAGGCUGCUAAGCAUCUGCCCACAUCUUGAAGACUUGGUGGUGAGAAGAAGCACAUAUACCAAUGUGAUGGUAUUUACUAUUGAUGUGCCAACGCUGAAGUGUUUAUCUAUCGAUAAUACGUCUGGGGAAUCUCGUCCUGAAGGUGUUCAUGGGUUUGUGAUUAAUGCACCUUCUUUAAGGUGCUUUAGCAUUAAGGACACCUUCAGCAACUAUGUUCGGUUUGGAGAUAUGCCCGAGCUGGUCAAGGCGAGUGUCAACAUUAUUUGUGACCAGCCUAUACUGACCGCGAGAGAGAAGGUGCAAAGUACAUCCUCGAAAAUGUGAGUCGUCUAAAAAAGGCUGCUGCAUUCUACUCAAAAUAUGAAACAUGAUGUACUGAAGGAUUAGAAUGUGUGGCUUGUAUUGUAUGCUUGUGUUUUAAUAACUUCUUUGUUAUUAAUAAGUUGGAAUAGGUAGUUUCCAACAUAUCUUGUUGUUAUUUGCUAUCUGUGUUUAUUAUUAAUAAGUUGGAAUAGGUAGUUUCCAACACAUUACUUGUUAGUUGCUAUCUGUGUUUCUUAUUAUUGAGUCAGUGAAGGAUUGAUUGUUCGUUAUUAUGUAUGUUUCUCGGUUUCAUCAUGUAUAGAAAAAAGGAAAACAUUGCUCUAUAGUCUAUGAUCAACUGUAAGAAAGUGUGCAAAUGUAACAUGUUCGUAAUCAUAAGAAAAUAAUUCCAAACAAUAAAAAGACAGGGAUAGUGUUCCAACUUAUACACCAACCAAAGUCACAAAACAUCCAUGUCUCAAGUUACUUUUUAAGAAAACAAUUAAAACAAAAACUCCAUAGAACAAGAGUUUUCGAGGAGAGUAAUACAUACACAUUUGAUAUAUUUACAUUGAAUUUGCGAUGAUUCAGCACAACAGAUACCCAAAAAGUAUAAGAUAUUUUUUUAUGGGUUGCGGAAUUCACUUUAAAAACUCAUAUUAGGCAUGAAUUCACAAGAACAUUUGUUUUAGGGUUUCAAACGGGAUGAUCUCCCUAAAUAUAUAUCAUGUAACCUGUUUUUGCUUAUUUUCUUUCAUCCGCUAAAACACAAAUAAGUAUAGGAUUGUUCGUAGAUAGAUAAUACUGCAAUAGUUUCUCAAGUUGAGUCACUCUAGUAAUUUUUCCAAGUAACAACCAAAAGGAAAAACAACCAACGCAAAGUAACAAAAAAUGUAUUACAACGAGAAACAAAAUUACAAACCCAACAACAAAGAAACUGGAUCGUUCCCUUGCCAAUGGAUUUCUAGUUUGCCAAAUAGUGUUGCUUCCUUUCUCCUUCACAGACGUCAAAUAACUUCCUCCGAAGCUGAAGACGGUCAUAUAGUAAUUGACUCAGAAAAAUAUACAUACAUUUCUGGUAACCACAAUGACUAUAAAUAUUUUUGUAAUAGGGUGUUUUAUUCUUUUUCUCGUUUUAAUAUGGAAGCAAAAAGAAUAAAAAAAGAAAGGAAAAAAUGUAACGUAUAUUUGAAAAGCAAAGUCUGAACAGGAUUCUCGUUGAGAUAUCAAAACUGUAUAAAAACAUAUGUAUAUACACAGUUUUGUAGAAAUGAAGUGAGCACAAUCGCAAAUGCAAGAUAAGGUUAAAAUCUUUUUUUUUUGUUAAAAAAUCGCCGGCUGAGUUUUGGGUUUGUUCCUUCAUUCCUUGUGUAUAAGAAUCUGGCUAUUGACCUAUUGUCAAAGCAAUGAAUAAUGAGGUUCAUAUGAGGGUUACAAUGAGUGAGUUUCCAGACGAGUUGCUGCUGAAGAUACUGUCUUUCCUUCCUAGUAAAGAUGUUGUAGCCACGAGUGCCAUGUCAAAACCGUGGAAGUCUCUUUGGAAGAAGGUAAAGACUUUCAGAUAUGAUGAUACUCUUCCAAAUGAUGGCACUUUUUAUAUCUUUACGCUAUUUAUUAGAAGUAGAUCAAGUGUAGAGAGCUUGCAGCUCAAGCUGAACCAAUCUUUUUUUGAGUGUACUCAUCAACCCUUUGGUUGAUUAUUUAGUUGCUCGCUCUUUGAGAAAACUGAGAAUUGAGAUGCUUUACAACUCUUUUGAGUUGCCUGAAAGCUUGUAUUUCUAUCCACAACUUGAAACCCUCAAACUCGAGAAACGUAGUCUAGUGGAUGUCCCAUUAACUUUUCUUUGAUUGGCCUCGAGAAAAUCCACCUUUUAUCGGUUAGAUUCUCAAACGACGAAUCAGUGAAUAAUCUUCUAAGCAUAUGCCCACGUCUUGAAGACUUGGUAGUGAGAAGAAGCACCUAAACCAAUGUGAUGGUAUUUACAAUUGAUGUUCCUACGCUGAAGAGUUUAUCUAUUGAUAAUUCGUCUGGAAAAUCUCGGCCUAAGGUGUUCAUGGGUUUGGGAUUAAUGCACCUUCUUUGAGGUGCUUUAGCAUUAAGGACACAUUCAGAAAUGAUGUAAACACUGUUUCUGACCAACCUGAAAGUUCAACGGCACCGACCAAGAGAGAGAAAGUGCAAAGUUCAUCAUAGCAAAUGCGUCGUCCAAAGAAGGCUGCUGCAUUCUACUCAAAAUCUGCGGAGAAACAUGAUGUAGUGAAAUAGAGGACGUGGAAAUCGUGGGAAACUACGGUAGAAGCGACUUUUACCCCUCUCUAAAGUCAACCAAAGUAAUGCUUUGGUAGUCUCUUGCAUGCUUGUGUUUGAAUAAACGCUUUGUUAUUAACAAGUUGGAAAAGGUAGUUUACAACAUAUUUCUUGUGAUUGAUUGUCCUUUAUUUUGUUAUGUUUCUCUGUUUCAUGUCUAACAAAAUCGAAUACAUUUCUUUUUAGUCUAUUAUCAAAUUGUAAGAAAGUGUGCAAUGUACAACAAGAUCUGUGAGUAUUAGUGUGGUAGGAUAAAUAAAAAUAAAGACAGAAAAUAAACCAUGUUGAUCAUCCUAGAAAAAGUCUUAAGCAAUAAAAAGACACAUUGAAAGUGUUCAAGCUUAUACACCAACCCAAAGGCACAAAACAUCCAUGGAGAGACACAAAACCAACUUACUACAGGUUUCUUCUGUCUCAAGUCACCUUUUAAAGACGUACAGUUUAAACAAAAACAUCAUAGAACAAGAGUUUUCGAUGAGAGUACUACAAACCUAUUUGAUAUAUAUAUAUAUAUAUAUAUAUAUAUAUAUAUAUGUAUACAUUGAAUUUGCUAUGAUUCAGUGCAAGAGAUACCAAGCAGUAAAUAUUUUUUUAUGUAUUGCGGUUUUAAGUUUAAUUACUCUUAUUAUCCAUGAAUUCACAAGUACGUUAGUUUUAGGGUUUCAAACCAGAUGAUCCCUGUAUAUAUUUAGACCACAUAACCCUAUUGUUUCUGAACGUACCUUCAGCCUCCAUUUUCAAAUUACCUUCACUGGUUCCAAUCAGGGUGAAUAUCGUUUAAAAGCUUAAAGAUCAAAAUCAAAGUUCAAUUAAAGUCCAGAACAUAAAGCAUCCCAAAGAUAAAAAGUGGAGCUUAAAGAUAAAGUUCCAGAUUUAGUAGCACGAGAUGUAGAUCCAUCAGGUUUUGUAAUCACUUAGAAAAGAUAUAUCUCUUGUCAUAUGAUGUGAGGCACCUGUGUCAAUAAUAUAUAACAUCAUGAAGAUCAGUGUUACCUGACAAACAAACCAUCUGUGGUCAGUUUUGUUCGAUGGUUUUUUAGAAGAUUGAUGAGUGCGGCGAUUUGAUCAGACGAGGUUGAGAGAGAGACAAAUUGUCUGAUCCACUCAAGGGUGUGUUGCCUGUAGCAUUAGCUCUCCCGCAACCGCGUUAACCGACCAACAACUUCAUUAAACUUUGCGUAUAGUGAAUGAGGAGAAACAAGAUCUACAAAUCUUUCAACAUCCCAACAUUGUUCUAAUUAGCUUAAGCUUUGUCCUUUAACUUAACCAAAGAUCUGAUAACGCCAGGAGGAACACUCUCAGCAAGAGCCCCAAGUUCAGAUAGAAAAAGAGUCUUCUCCUUAACUAAACUCUGAAAAUUCUUCGAUUCAAACCCCAUCUUCGCUUCAUCUACACAUCAACAAGAGAUGCCAAUUUCUCAUCAGACUAGUAGAAGAAGGAACACUAGUCUUUGUUGUCCGGGCUUUCUUCCUGAGUGAUGUAAGAGCCUCUCGGUUCGCAUUCCUCUCCCCUUCUCCACCAUCUGUUAUUACACACUAUAUGCUCCAUAUUGGUUAACGAACUCUCAGGAUUGGUUACCUGACUUCGGAUUAGGAAAAUCUGAUCAGCUUCAGCUUCAUAUUUCUCCAAUACUUCAAAAAUCCUUUUUGGAUCCAACUUCAUCUUAAGUUUAAUAGAACAAAGCUGGAACAGCUAAUUAAUAAGUGAAUAUGUCAUAUCUACUCACAAAACCAUGCUGAUCAAAAGAGAAAGCAUUCUUGUCUAAAGAGGUGAUAAGGAGCACAUUCCGUCAAUCUUCUUAAGUAAGAUAACAUAAUAUUGAAUGAAUACCAAAGCAAAUUUUUCUCAAAUAUUUAAGCAGUUGAAGAGACAGUUGCAAAACAGUAUAAAAAGUAAAAAGAAAAAUAAAAACUCAAUAAAAAAGGCCAAUUCCUGGUUUCGCCUCUGGCUUCAUUUAUAAGCAAAUCAUUUGAAGCUAUAUUAUUAUUAUCACUUAGCUAGGGCUUGGUGUUUCUUACAAGGAAAAGUUUUUUUCUCAGUUGCCUUGCAACUCAAGCAAUCAGAGGGCAAAAUAAUUCUUAUGACAGAACCCGUUUCCAUUAAUAAAAAAUAGCAAAACAAUUCUUAAGAAAUUUUUUUUUCUGUUCUAAAUGCAUCACCAGCUUUCUUAAAUCUUAUCACAAAUUCUAUCAAAUUGAUUCAAACUCGUUACUUGUUAACAAAGUCACCAAAGAUUCCAAACAUUUAUGAAGUCACCCAAAGAUUCUAAACAUUUUAUGCUUUCCUUCGCUUUUGUCCUCAGGAAACCAAAAGGAAUUGAGACAAUCUGAAGAAAGUUUGCCUAAAAGCCUUACCUUUUGUAUUAAAAACUCUCUGUCCUUUCACCAUAUACUCCUAUACAUACAUUCAUAUAAACUCUCAAAAAGUUUAAAGAGACCUAAACAUAACAAAGAUGCUUCACAGGUUCAGCUUUCUUGUUUGUCUUCUUGUGAUUAUUAACACGGUCUGCGCCAGAGAGUUUGUUGUAGGAGGAUCAAAAGGUUGGACUGUUCCCUCAGAUGAUCAACUAUACGAUCAAUGGGCAGAGAAAAGCAGAUUCCAAAUCAGUGACUCUUUGCUGUUUAUCUACCAACCAAACCAAGACUCAGUGCUUCAAGUGACUAGAGAUGCUUACGAUAGCUGCAACACCGAUGAACCCACUGCUAAAUUCACAGACGGACACACUUCCUUCAAGCUUGACCGGGCUGGACCAUACUACUUCAUGAGUGGAAACAAAGACAAUUGUCACAAGAACCAGAAGCUUGUAAUCAUUGUCAUGGCUGAUAGAAGCAAUACAAAGACAACAACCACAUCUUCACCACCUCCUUCACCUUCAGUAGAAUCCUCACCCUCUCCUACUUACACAGGAACCUUUGAAAUAACCCCGGCGCCUUCACAAGAUACUCCCGGAAACUCAGCUUCGCCUUUUGCCUCCUCUGUUCUGCCUUCUGCUUUCAUUGUUACAAUGUUUCUUUCUCUUUUCAGCUAAGUUGGUAAAUUAGUGUGUAUAUGUGUGUGCUGUUCUUUUCUCUUUUCAGAUAAUGUAAAUGAUAUGCAAAAACUUAUAUAACCAUUAGACCAAUAUAUAUGAAGGAUAAAGAAACUAUAGAUCAAGAAUCAUCAAGAUGCUAUUCUUUAUCUUCUCUUUGAUACUGUUAUUGCAAAACAAAUAGAGUCUACAAAUUAUUUAAGAACCGAGUUCUUCUUCUAUGGUUUUGUAGAUCAUAAGAAAUAAAACUGAAAAAUUCAACAUGUAAUCACUCGCUCGUCUCUUUCAAAAGUUCUUCCCUAGCUCGACCUUUUUCAUUAUUCCGUAAGUGCUUUGAAAUAUCGAAUCUAGUAUCCCGGCAACCUGAAAUCCAACAAGCAGAAUUAUAGUUUCACCAUGGAAUACAUAAGAGAAUGAUGGAAAUUUAGAGGAAGAAAAAAAUAAUACUAUACCGUGAAAA